Molecule: messenger RNA, 4224 nt
Organism: Etheostoma cragini (Arkansas darter)
Lineage: Eukaryota; Metazoa; Chordata; Actinopteri; Perciformes; Percidae
Gene: dph6
Product: diphthamine biosynthesis 6
Exons: 15
Coding region: 120-2201 (693 amino acids)
Biological process (GO): protein histidyl modification to diphthamide
Molecular function (GO): diphthine-ammonia ligase activity
Source: RefSeq, a predicted model, not a curated record
UCUUACUCUCACAUGUUGUGGUGUACAUUUAUACCGGUUGCUAAGCACAGUUAUCACGUUGUGUACCAUUAUAGCCAAUAUUUUUGAUGUCAUUAGUGUUUUGAGCAAAAAAUCUGAAGAUGAAAGUUGUCGCGUUAAUAAGUGGGGGCAAAGACAGCUGCUACAACAUGAUGCAGUGUGUUGUUGCUGGGCACCGGAUCGUAGCUUUGGCCAACCUACGUCCUGCUAACACAGAUGAGUUGGACAGCUACAUGUACCAGACAGUUGGCCACCAGGCCAUAGAGCUGUAUUCUGAAGCUAUGGAUCUGCCCCUGUAUAGACGCACCAUUCAGGGCUCUAGCCUCGACACCAGCAGAAACUACAGUGUGACAGAGGGGGAUGAGGUGGAGGACCUAUAUGAGCUGCUUAAACUUGUCAAGGAAAAAGAGGGUGUCGAGGCAGUGUCUGUAGGGGCCAUUCUCUCCGAUUACCAGAGGGUCCGUGUGGAAAAUGUAUGUUUGCGGCUAGGUUUGCAGCCCCUGGCCUACCUGUGGCGCCGAGACCAAGAGUCGCUGCUCUCUGAGAUGAUAUCAUCUGACCUCCAUGCUAUCCUCAUCAAAGUCGCCGCCUUCGGCCUGGAUCCAGAGAAGCACUUAGGAAAACCUCUGGCUGACAUGGAGCCCUAUCUGAAACAGCUGUCCCAGAAUUAUGGAGUUCAUAUUUGUGGAGAAGGAGGUGAAUAUGAAACCUUCACCCUUGAUUGCCCGCUCUUCAAAAAGAAGAUUGUUAUUGAUGCAGCGGAGACAGUGAUCCACUCAGCAGAUGCCUUUGCUCCGGUUGGCUACCUGCGCUUCACCGAGAUCCACACCGAGAACAGAGAUGCCGAUGUGGUGGCGAGCGCUUUGCCCCAUGGUAGUUGUCCUUGCCAGAACGCCAUUGACAACAUGACUGAGGAGGUGGAAUAUGCUGAUCAAGCUCAAGACAACCAGCAAGAAUUUACAUCAAAAUGUGACCUUAGUUGUCAGCGGGGCCACGAUCUCCCUCCAUCCUGCUCAACAAGAAGCUCCAGGGGCUAUCAGUGGAUCUCCGGCAUCAAUGGCCUUCAGAGCAAAGAUCCCGCCAUCCAGGGCCAGACAUCGGCGGCUUUUACACAGCUCCAAAGUGAGUUGGAGAGGAGAGGCUGGAAAAUGAAGGACAUCAUUCUGGUCCACGUGUAUGUGAGGUCCAUGGAAGACUUUGUUCUACUCAACACAGUCUACAAAAAACACUUUGGCAUAAACCCUCCAGCCAGGGUGUGUGUUCAGGCUCCUCUACCUGCUGGUCAGCUGCUGCAGAUUGACUGCCUGCUCCAUGACUGGACCGAGCCCCUGGAGGAAGGCUGCUUCCACCAGAAGGAAGCCCUGCAUGUCCAGAGUCUGUCCCACUGGGCACCAGCCAACAUUGGGCCCUACAGUCAGGCCCUCAGGGUUGAAGAGGCGGUUUUCUGUGCAGGCCAAAUUGCUUUGGUCCCGUGUACCAUGCAGCUGGUAAAAGCUGGCAUCAGGACGCAGGCCCAUUUGUCCUUCAGCCAUGUGAAGAAGGUUCUGGAGGCUGUGAUCAGCGGUCUGACUCUAGCUCAUGUUGUCCAGGCCCAUUGCUACACAACACGACACCAAGAUAUCCCCGUCAUCAGGGCCGUCUGGGAGAGCAUGCCGAGGGCCACAGAGGAAGAGAAGGACUUGCUGUGGGAGCCUGAGACCAAACCUGCGCUGUUAUCGGUCAUCAUGGUACCAGCCUUACCCAAGGGUGCAGCUGUUGAGCUUCAUGUAACUGCAAUUCAGGAUGACCCCACCAAAAGGACUUCCUGCCACGUGACUACAAAGAUGGCGUCCGGAUCCAUAGAGUGCCACACUGUAACGUCUGCUGACACGUGCAGUGCUUCACUCUCACUUUCCCUGGCUGUGCCCGGCGGUAACCUGGAGGUCACUAGUGUGGAGGAUGUAACCGAAGCAGUUGGCGCUACAUUUAAGAAAGCCAUGAAGAAGAUGGAUGCUGAGCUGGUGCCACUGUGUGCCAGGGUGUUCUACAAGAGCAACAACUCCGCAGCACAGCAGAUUGUUAAAGGACUUGAAGAAAGUUUGAGAAGCUCUCUAGGAGAGUCCAGUCCGUCCAUGGCCCUGGUUCCAGUCCUGGACUUGCCUGACUCCCAGAUCCUCCACCUGUCCUGCUGGCUCAGUUUAUAAAAACACAGCCAGAAUCAACAACCAGACUCCAGUCAUCCAUAGGACCGGAAUUCAGUGGGGCUUUUCCAGUCCAAAAACCCAAGACCUAAUGUCUAACAGGACAUCAGUGAAUGUGAAAAAUAAAAACUGCAUAAAUGCUCAUUAUAUGUCUGUCUCUAAAUGGAUUUGAUGAUGUGUGGUUGUGAUGAUGGGUUUAUUAUACUUCAUAUCCCAGAACUUAGGCCAAUAAUUCACUUUGUCGUGCUCUGGACUUGUAUAUUGCAGCAGCUGUCGCUCUGCCUCGGAAACAAGUCUCAUGGAACUUCUAUUAGCUGAAGCUACAUACCAGAAGACUGGAGACCGUAGUCUACAAAAAGAGACACCAGCAGUGUCUCAUUCCACAAGGCGAUAAACUGUAUCCCCUGAUAUCCCCUGAUAUCCCACUGUUUCUGGUGGAAUUUCUCUCACCAAGUUAGCUAACACUCCUCAUAAAGGCCUAGCGCCACCAUUGACACCCUCUGUUCAGUUGUAAACCUAAAGAUUUACUGUGUGACUGGUUUGUGAGAGUGUGUAAUGUGUAUGGAUGAGGUGACUGUGUUUCUCCCUCUCAUGCUUCAUGGGAUUCAAGGUGUGUUAUUAUUGUGUAAUAGGCAAUCAGCGCCAAGCACCUGAAAAGAUUAAGGCUCUUUAUGUUUUCUAUUGAUUCUGAGGCAACCUGGUUAAUAGGAGAGGGACACUGCAAUACAGCUGCAGGGCAGGUGUGUGUGUGUGUGUGUGUGUGUGUGUGUGUGUGUGUGUGUGUGUGUGUGUGUGUGUGUGUGUGUGUGUGUGUGUGUGUAUGCUGUCAAUGGACAUUGUGAAAAUAACACUAUUAACUAUUGCUCCUGGAACAUUUCUUUUCUCAAAGAUCAUGAACCAUAUUGAUGAUCUGAGUUGGAAUGCAUCUUCACUCCGGCUAUUCUCUUCAUCACGCUUGUGAUGGCGGGUGUGUGGAGUUGGCUAUUGAUCUUCACCACCCGCAAUGUUGUUUUGAUUGUUGUUAUCAAAAAUAGAACAAUAGAGGCAGCCAAUAGAGCCUGAAGAUUUUUAUUGAGGGUUGAAAAACACAAACAAGCAAUUAUUUAUGAGAACGAGCAAGCCCCAUAAAUAUACAGUGUGUUAAUGUUCACCCGUUUGGUUUUAAAGGGCCCCACCAGGGGGAGAUUCAGAAUUGUUGACUGAUGCAGCUGUCAAAUAAGCUCAAAGGUACUGGUAUUUUUUAAUAAAGUACUUUUAUUAUGUACUUGUACAUUUCAGUCAAGUAAACACCUAUACAUUCAAUCAACACAUAUUUGAUUAUAUUUCAGUGUUUUCAAUAAAUGUAGGUCUAGCCCCAGAUUUGGCAAUGACACAAAUAGCUGACAAAGACAUGAAUCAAAAAACGUUUUUCUCUGUCUAAUUUUGUUGGUAACUUAAAUUUCUAAAUGUGUGUUACAGUCUGAAUGCAGAGCACAGUGUUGCAGAACAAGACUUUGCUGGGCAAACAUGCACGUUCAGCAGUCUUCGCUGAUAAACAAUGGUUUAGAGGGAAGAUUGAGGGGGGGUUUUGUUCAAAUUGAGCAAUGAAUAUGAAGAAAAACCACACACCAGUCAAUGGAAAUGUAUUUCAAUUAGGUGUAGUCACUGGAUUUAACUUACUUAUUAAAAUUACGCAUGUGCCAGUUGUUUCUGUAAUGAGUUUUGAAUGCAUGUGUUUUUUUACUUAGUGGAAAAAUGGCUAAAUGACUUUUAUGUCAGAAAACACAAAAAAUACAACAUUCGGUAAACAGUAAGGAGAAAAUCAGCCACUAAAUCUCAGUGUGCGACAACGUCUUGUCGAUCACAAUGUAAACAUUACACUCUGUCUUUCAGUUUGCGUGUUUUCAUACAGACAGGCAAAGCCACAUACUGUAUUAUGUAUAAUCACAACCUCAACAUAGCUGAUGUGAUGGCCUCUGGCAAACAUUUCUUUGUGUCUUUACCACUGUGUUUUCUCACAAAAUGAAUAAAGACAGGGUGACAUUUA